UUCCCAGGGCGGGCUCGCCUCUCGCCCCCAGCAUCUCUGCGGCCGCCCCCGGAGGAAGCGCUUCCUUUACUGCACGGAGGAUGAAUGUCUCUGCAAGGUCAUCUCUGCCUUCGGCUGCGCGGCGGCAUUGAAGAUUGGCUCUAAGGGAAAGUUGUUCCUGACCACGAUCCCCUUGAUACAAACACUGCUCUGCAAGAGUAUUGCUGGAGGAAGCUGACUGCAAGCUACAGCUCAGAAAAAUUCCAUGGGGACGGUACCAGAUCCUCUGAGGUCUGCCAAACUUUUGUUGGUUGCCGCUUCUGAAGAGAGAGAUUGCCUGGGAGAUCCGCAAUCCACUAAGCACCAGCACAAACAAGCAAGCCUAGAGAGGAGCAGUAAUGGCAUUUCUUACACCACGGCUGAAGCUGCUGGAGUUUGCUUGUUUGACCUGAACUGUACUGUAGUGUCCGACAUUCAAGGGGAUGAGCACCUCUGUGGGGAUGAUACUAGCCAGCCAGACAUGUUUUUGCCUGGGUCCUUCAGCCAAGCUGAAGAAGUGCCUCCUGCAUGUACAGAAUCGGCCAGUAACUCGGAGCAAAGGGGCAGCAAUGACUCCACAGUGCAAGCACAGAUUGUAGCAAGAACCUGUGCAGCUGGGCAUGCAACGGAUAUGACGCCAGCUACCCACAAUUCCAACCAGCUUCUACAAAGUGACCUACCAAGGAUAAGGUCACUGGCACAAGUUGAUGACUGUGCAGUGAAGGUCUGUAGGAUGAAUGAUCCGGCAGAACUUCAGGAGUUAAAUUAUCCUUCCCCAGACAACACUAUCAAGGGUAGUGAGUCCUGUCACCAUUCUUCUCAAGCAAAUACCCUGCAAAGAAUAGACAUGGAAAAAGAAAAAGCAGUGGAAAUAAAUGACCCCGGCUUCUCUCUGGCAGCCACUCCAGUGAGGGACUUUGAAGCUAUUCCUGAUCUGGGGAUCAGGCCACAGGUUUAUUCAGAAGCAGAGAUAAGGGCUGCAAAUGAUGUGAAAUCCUGUCCCACUUUUAGGACUGCCCUUGCACAGAGCAAUGAGGCUCUGCCACCAUCCAGUUUUGAGGAGACACCACCCAUGUGCAAGGCAGAGAUGGAGAAAACAGGACCAGUGUUGCCUCAGCUCUCCAGGUUCAGAGAAGCAAGUACAAUGACAGUCCAGCCUGAGAGCACAUCUUUAACUCGGGAGGCAGUACACAGGACGUGGCGUGAUGCUGAGGUUCAGGCAGUGGCCAGUAUGGAGAGCAAAUCCGCUUCCACCAGCCCAAGUAUCCUUGCUGCAUUCUUCAAGGGGAAUCCUCCUUUGGAGGCAAAGGAGCAAUUGCACAUCAUUUAUCAGAGUGGUGGUGGGCAGAACCAGUCAGAACUUGCUGUCGACUUUGCAUCACUCCAAAAGCCAGCCUUGUGUCCUGGUAUCCUACCAGAAGUGUGUGCUCUGACAGCGGGGAUGGAUACAGUGAAAGCUCAGCCUACCAAACUACAAAAGCAUCAGGGAGACCCACCUGACACCAUCUGUCCAGUGCUGUCAGGUAGCACAACACCUGCCUGUCCAGGUCCACAAGGAGCCGGGAACACCCAAGGAACACCUGCUGACAGGGCAGAAACACAAGUAGCCUGCUUGGCCAGAGACAGCACAGACAUUCCUCAGCUACCAUCAGAUGCUGCAGUCUUACUGAAGGCAAAACCUGUUUACCAGAUUACGGUUAACACCAGUAAUCAGCCUGCAGCCCCUCAAGAGUCUGGUGAUGGUGAACCCCACCCGUCUCCAUUUGCAGCAGUCCCAGAAGCCAGCAACAACUUUCCACACCAAGUCAGUGAUUCAGAAAGUAACCAGUCACCUGGACACGGUAGUGUACCCCAUGGAACUGAGCAGACUGAGACCCUGUGCAGCGCAGCUGGUAACAGCACUGAUAGAAAGCCUUCGCUGUUCCAAAGUGUUGAUGAAGUGCGAAUCAGUCCGGCUAAUGUCAAAACAGAGAGAAAGCCAAAGAAGGAAGAAAAGCUAAUGUUGCUUGAUUCUAAAGGAGGCGUUAACACCAGUACUGGAGCUGCUGCUGGCUCUAUGAAGGUGUAUGCACCAGGCACAGUUAAAACAGAGCAGGAUAAAAUGUUGGAAGAAACUAAUCGGGCAAAGAAGUCCAGCAGCCUGAGUCUGCAAGCUGGAUUUGCACCUGAGUUGAAUAUGAAUUCUACCCAUGACACCCAUAGGCUGGGGACCCCAACAGCUCCACCAGAUCAAAUUAGCAAGGCCAGUGAAGCCAGGAAGGAACCAACAGCUGUUCCUGCCUCUGCUCCAUUACUGCCACGUCUUGGGGAAAAGAAGAAAAAGCCCACGGUGGCCACAGAGGCAAAUGUACAGGUGCAGCAAUCCAAGCACAUCAGAGAUGUUGUGUGGGAUGAACAAGGCAUGACGUGGGAGGUGUAUGGUGCUUCGCUAGACCCAGAGUCACUGGGGAUCGCUAUCCAAAAUCACUUACAAAGACAAAUACGAGAACAUGAGAAACUGAUCAGGGCACAAAGCACCCAGAACCGGAAAUCAAUUUCCUCGGAGACGUCUUCAAAUAAGAAACUUAAAGGGAGGCAGCAUAAUGUGUUCCAGUCCAUGCUGCAGAACUUUAGGCGACCUAACUGCUGUGUCCGACCUGCUCCUUCUUCUGUGUUAGACUGAUGGGGGUUUGAGUGUCCACAGGGACAACCCCUCCCCCAAAGGUGGAAAGAAACCCCACUGCUCAGUUGUAUUAUCUGGGAUUCUGAUGCAGUGACCGUGGAAAUUCUUACCUGAAAUUUUCAGAAUAGUCACUACAUUGUCCCUGGAUGAGGUAUCACCCCUUUGUUAUUUCUGUAGUAGACCCUCAUCCAGUCUACUGUCAAAUGAAAAGCGAGGCACUUCACAAAAGCACAAUUUUAAAUUGCCAAUGUACUGCAAUGAGAAUGGGAUCUCCUGACAAGACACGAGGCAGAGAGAAGAACAGCAUAAGUGUUUUUCAAAAGUGAUCUUUGUUGUAUCACAAGGACUAGCAUAAAGUGUGGUGGUGGUGGUGGUGGUGGUUCUUUUUAAUUAAACUAACCUUAAAUAGCUGUAAACACACACAUACUCUCCAAUACUAACAAAUACAAAUUUCUUUUAAAAAAUCUGCAUUGAGUUAAGUGCAUGAAAGGAAUAAGGGGUUAAUAGCUUUCAGUGAUAACAACAUAUAAAAGGGGAAUUUUCAAAAGACACCAAGGUAGGUAAGUGCUCGUCUCCCCUUGAAAUAUAACAACAUUUGAUUUCCUAGCUUGUUAGGAAAUCCCAGCAUUAACUAAUAAAAGAUAACUGUUGAUGAGGGCAAUCGCUAGAGCUAGCCAUUAAAAUUCAGAAGUAGAGAGGUAAUUAUGAGGAAUGCUCUGUAGUCCUUUUACAAUUCUGUUUAUUUUAAAAGAAAAGAGCUUUCAGGCAUAUUCUUUCCAAAGAGAAGAAUGGUGAGCAAAUCAAAUAUGAGUUUUCAAAUCAUUCUCGCUUCCACAGAAACAAGUUAGAUUCUCUACUGUACAGUUACUUGCAUCUGACCGCAAGUCACCUUUUUGUGUGUUGGUAAAUCUUUGUUCCACGCUCCAGGGGGAGAGAUCCGGCUCAGAUUCUGAACAUGUAAAAACUGACUUGAGCCCAUAUUGUCUCUCAAGCCUGCAAGUUGGUAGGAAUUCCAAACUGGGAGGGCUUGAAGAAUUAGCCACAAACAUACAGAUAAAUUAUUGCCCAGUCCUGCAACUCUAUGGGAGCGCCUCCUGUGGAGCGCUUGCAGCAUUGGGCCCUUAGCCAUGAACUUGCAGCUUCCAAGUAACUUGAUCAUGUUGCACUAACAUGAAUGCAGUUGUUUUACACAGAUGCUCAUGGGAAAUGAAUUCCAAGCUUGCACGCCCAAGUGCUCGUAAAUAACAAACGUUAAAUUUACACACAUGAGUACUUAGAAGUAGUAAAUUUUAUAUACAGUUGGACAUGGCUUGUCCCUGCAGGGGAAAGGGUUCCAACAGACAAAACUAAGUGAGGAACAGAAGCAGUUAAAUCAGCCAGCCAUAGAUCUGACUGCACCUUGGCAAGUAGGACCAAGCACAGUCAUGCAUUACUUUUUAUAGCAGUGAUGAGAAAAAAAUAUAUUUAUAAUCCUCACCAAGCUAGUAAAUUUCACAGAGGUCUAACUAGUGUAGGAACAAUGCCUCCAGCAAGGUCUGAGAGAACUGUUACCUCUCCCUAAACUGUUACCUGUCCUUGAGAGAGUCAGAGCCUCAGUAGUGUUUUCAGACACUUCCUCUUGAUCCUAAAAGUGCUGCUGAACUGGUCAGAGAGAAGAACCCCAAUUAGCCAACACAGCCCCAAAUAAAUAUUCACAGCAAACUGUAAGCAAUCAAUUCAUAAAGUAAAGAGAUAACUAUAUGCUGAACAAAUUCAAACAAUUUGAAUAAACCUGUGAAAAUUCUGAUCUACUUGCUGCAUGUCUACAAUGCAAUAAAACAGCCGCGGUUGGCCCAUACCAACUGGCUCGGACUAAGGGGCUGUUUAAUGACAGUGUAGAUGUUUGGGCUUAG
Messenger RNA from Trachemys scripta elegans, 4572 nucleotides. It is a transcript of the gene GPRIN3, whose product is annotated as GPRIN family member 3. Gene Ontology annotation, cellular component: plasma membrane. Gene Ontology annotation, biological process: neuron projection development. The coding region runs from base 245 to 2680 and encodes 811 amino acids. The transcript has 2 exons. NCBI's taxonomy places the organism in Eukaryota, Metazoa, Chordata, Testudines, Emydidae. The record is from RefSeq and is a predicted model, not a curated record.